AUGGACAGCGUUGAGCGAAAUGACCUUCCUCACUACAGGCAGCCUUAUCUUGCUAUUGCCCUGGACGAGGUCCAGCUGGAUGUCCUCGGACAGCGGGUAGAAAAGAAGUCCCUUUCAUUUCUGGAGAGAGUGAAGGCACAAUGUUGGUGUUCUGGUCCCAGGUUGAAGAGCUUCCUGCUGGGCUUUUUUCCUGUCCUGUCAUGGCUGCCUUGCUACUCCAUCAGAGAAAACGCCAUUGGAGUGGUGUCUGGAGUCAGUGUCGGCAUCAUGCAGCUGCCACAGGGUAUGGCCAACGCCAUGUUGGUGGGAGUUCCUCCAGCCUUUGGUCUCUAUACCUCUCUCUAUCCUCUGAUCAUCUACUUCAUCUUCGGCACCUCCAGACACCUCUCCAUUGGUACUUUUGCCGUCCUGGCCAUCAUGAUCGGGUCUGUGACAGCCAACGUGGAGUUGCUUAGCAACAGUGUUGAAGGGAGUCAGAUUGAUGUGGAAGCGGCCAAAGUGAACGUGGCUGUACAAGUCACCUUCCUCUGUGGCCUCAUACAGCUCCUGGUGUACCUGCUGCGUGGAGGCGGUGUGUGUCGCUGGCUUUCUGAUCCUGUAAUCAGAGGCUACACCACAGCAGCAGGUCUGCAUGUGAUUGUCCUGCAGCUGCCACUGAUGACUGGAAUAUCUGCACAGAGAUAUACAGGACUGCUGGCUUCAGCUUGGACGUUAAAGGAUGUUCUGCUUGGAGUGACCAGUGCUGUACCAGGAGUGCUGUCAGUCUCAGCGGUUUCCAUGACGAUACUCAUCACAGGCAAGAUGCUGAAUGAGCGCUUUAAGAACAAGCUGCCUGUCGCCAUACCGUGGGAACUUAUACUGAUUGUCCUGGGCACCAUCCUGUCAGUGCAGAUGGAUCUGGUUGGACAGCACACAGUCCAGGUGGUGGGACACAUACCCAGUGGCCUGUCUUUCCCGGUCCUCCCGUCUCUCUCUCAGGCCAGAGAGCUGUUCAUUCCAGCACUGUCUGUAGCUCUGGUCGGCUUCAGUUUCCUCUCAGCCAUGGGCUCAGUGUUCGCCCACAAACACGGCUACCGUGUGGACUCCAGUCAGGACCUGCUGGCUCUGGGUCUGUGCAACACCAUCGGAGGAAUCUUUCAGUGCUUCGCGGUGAGCUGCUCCUUUUCUCGCAGUAUGGUCCAGGACAGCAUUGGAGUCAAAUCACAGAUGGCUGGUUUGGUAUCAGCUCUGGUGAUUCUAACCAUCCUGUUGAAGAUUGGUCACCUCUUUGAGCAGCUGCCAAAGGCGGUGUUGGCAGUGAUCAUCGUGGUGAACCUGCAAGGGAUACUGGCUCAGUUCAAAGAUGUGUGUGUGCUCUGGAAAUCUGACAGACUAGACCUGCUUGUGUGGGUCGCAUCGCUGAUUUCCACGCUGGUCUUUAACCUGGAUCUUGGUCUGGCUGUGGCUGUCAUCUUUUCUCUGCUCACACUAAUCUACAGGACACAACACUCUUCCACUGUUGUUUUAGGUCGUAUUCCUGGUACAGACUGUUACAGGGACGUGGGACUCUACACUGAGGCAAAGCAAAUCCCCGGGGUGACUAUACUCUCCUAUUCCAGUCCUAUUUACUUCGCCAAUUCUGAAGUGGUCUUCACACAGAUCAGACAGACAGUGAGUCGUGAUCAGAAGGAGAACCCAGCUGGAGUCCACACCUCCUCUUCCUCCUCCUCCUCAGCCCAGACGUCAACACACACUCACUGGUUGCUUCUGGAUCUCAGCUCAGUCACCUUUAUGGAUUCUGUGGCCGUGCCAGCACUUUGCAAGGUUGUAGAAGACUUAGAGGUCCAAGGUGUCUCUGUGUUUCUGGCGGCGUGUCCAGAGAGAGUUUUAUCCCAGCUCCAGACUCACGGUUGCGUACCAGACUGCCUGCCCAGCUCAUGUCUUUUCCCUUCAGUCCAUCAUGCUGUCCAGCGCUGCCUCAGCAUCCUGCCCAAACCUCUGGAGGAAAUCAAUCCAGAUGCAAGUGAAUGUUGAACCUACAUGACUGCUGCUUUUGAAUGUGCUACAGGACAGUGAAGUCAUCUGACUGUAAUGGAGACGGAAAGAAAAAUCCUGGGGUCAUAGUUUCAGGGCUUAAAGAUGACAGAAACAACAUAAAAAAAACCAAACUUCUU
Plectropomus leopardus (leopard coralgrouper) is the source of this 2153-nucleotide messenger RNA. RefSeq names its product solute carrier family 26 member 6, tandem duplicate 1 (gene slc26a6.1). Gene Ontology annotation, cellular component: membrane. Gene Ontology annotation, biological process: sulfate transmembrane transport. NCBI's taxonomy places the organism in Eukaryota, Metazoa, Chordata, Actinopteri, Perciformes, Serranidae. Gene Ontology annotation, molecular function: secondary active sulfate transmembrane transporter activity. The record is from RefSeq and is a predicted model, not a curated record.